CGCUGCGCCCUGUCAGGCGCCGCCAUUGUUCCACCGGUAAGACCCAGGUGUGGGUCCCCGGCGCCAUGAGCAAACGCAAGGCGCCGCAGGAGACCCUCAACGGCGGCAUCACGGACAUGCUCAUGGAACUCGCAAACUUUGAGAAGAACGUGAGCCAGGCGAUCCACAAGUACAAUGCGUACAGAAAAGCGGCAUCUGUGAUAGCAAAAUACCCACACAAAAUCAAGAGUGGAGCAGAAGCUAAGAAAUUGCCAGGAGUAGGAACAAAAAUUGCUGAAAAGAUUGAUGAAUUUUUAGCAACUGGAAAAUUGCGUAAACUGGAAAAGAUUCGUCAGGAUGAUACAAGUUCAUCCAUCAAUUUCCUGACCCGAGUCACCGGGAUCGGGCCAUCUGCUGCAAGGAAGUUUGUAGAUGAAGGAAUUAAGACAUUAGAAGAUCUCAGGAAAAAUGAAGAUAAGUUGAACCAUCAUCAACGAAUUGGGCUGAGAUAUUUCGAGGACUUUGAAAAGAGAAUUCCUCGUGAGGAGAUGCUACAGAUGCAGGAUAUUGUACUUAAUGAAGUUAAAAAAGUGGAUUCUGAAUACAUUGCUACAGUCUGUGGCAGCUUCCGAAGAGGUGCAGAGUCCAGUGGAGACAUGGAUGUUCUGCUGACCCACCCAAGCUUCACGUCAGAAUCAAGCAAACAGCCAAAGUUGUUACAUCGUGUUGUGGAACAGUUACAAAAAGUCCAUUUCAUUACAGAUACUCUGUCAAAGGGUGAAACAAAGUUCAUGGGUGUUUGCCAGCUUCCCAGUGAGAACGAGGAAAAGGAAUAUCCACACAGGAGAAUCGAUAUCAGGUUGAUCCCCAAAGAUCAGUACUACUGUGGUGUUCUCUACUUCACUGGGAGUGACAUCUUUAAUAAGAAUAUGAGAGCGCAUGCCCUGGAAAAGGGUUUCACAAUCAAUGAGUACACUAUCCGCCCCCUGGGGGUCACUGGAGUUGCUGGGGAGCCCCUUCCUGUGGACAGUGAGCAGGACAUUUUUGAUUACAUCCAGUGGCGCUACCGGGAGCCCAAGGAUAGAAGUGAAUAAUGCCCUCUCUCCACCCCAGGCAUAUCCCACUAGGAGUCCUAAUUUAUUUCUUAACCUUUGCUAUGUAAGGGUUUUUGGUGUUUUUAAGUAAUUGCGUCUUCUCUGUGCUUACCAUGUACUAUAGUCAAUAAACGUCUCGAGCUGUUAUUGAA
Messenger RNA from Arvicanthis niloticus (Nile rat), 1225 nucleotides. RefSeq names its product DNA polymerase beta (gene Polb). Gene Ontology annotation, molecular function: DNA binding; DNA-directed DNA polymerase activity. Gene Ontology annotation, cellular component: nucleus. The record is from RefSeq and is a predicted model, not a curated record. Lineage: Eukaryota; Metazoa; Chordata; Mammalia; Rodentia; Muridae. Gene Ontology annotation, biological process: base-excision repair; double-strand break repair via nonhomologous end joining.